AUGAGCGAGAGAAGAAGAGCGCCGUCGAUAAGCUCAUCGUCAUUCGCUAUUCCUGAGGAUUUCCAAACGGUGCAUGGGAUAAACGACACGGAAUCUACAACCUCAACCGAUUCGUAUGCGUCUCAGGAUGAGGAAGAACAGCUGUUUGACCCCGUGACAUACCUGACGGACACUUUAGAGAAUGCGUUGUCGAGUCUGGAGUUCAGCAAAGCCGUUGCUAAACAGGCUAAGAUUUCAGGACAGUUAAAGUCAAAGGAAUUGGAGCUGUUAAGGCUGUACGAAGAAUCGCAAGGUAGACUCCAAGAGUUACAUGACACUAUGCAACGUGGAUUAAAGACGUUACACGUCGUGUAUAGAGACUUGAAGUUGAAUAAGCAUAAAGUGGAAGCUGCAUCCCAAAGGAUCUCAAACAAGUACCCAAUUGAGUACAACCAAGCCAGGGAUAAGGUGCUACGAAGGGAUACCUUACUGUUAGACGAUGAAGAUGUCAAUAACAAUGACAAUGACAAUGAGAUACGUAUAUAG
This is a messenger RNA of Williopsis jadinii, 525 nucleotides long. It is a transcript of the gene KXD1, whose product is annotated as Kxd1p. Gene Ontology annotation, biological process: regulation of protein localization; endosome organization. Gene Ontology annotation, cellular component: endosome; BLOC-1 complex. Lineage: Eukaryota; Fungi; Ascomycota; Saccharomycetes; Phaffomycetales; Wickerhamomycetaceae. The transcript has a single exon. The record is from RefSeq and is a predicted model, not a curated record. Bases 1 to 525 code for a protein of 174 amino acids.